CCCAUCGCAUCAGAUGUGCAUUGCACUAUCGGCUCUUCGGUGUUGGUGCUUUUAUCACCGCGUCGUUUGGAUAACGCCGUGAUAACAGUGUGCGCACGCCAGCGAAACGAACCUUUUGCGACAGAAGACAACAGGUAGGGCAACGGCAGAGAACACCUACUGGUACAUUGGAGUGGCGUGAUCAUUGCAAUCCCGCAGUUCGCAAGGUGCAAUUUAACAGCGGUCACAGCAGUGCGCCAGAGCAUGUCGGUGGCGGAGCUAAACCUGCAGUCGGGAUUGUGGCAGAUGCUGACGAUACACGAGCGCGACUGGCCGGUGCACGACCUGAUGGCCUCGUGCGUCCCGCUGGUGGACGACGAGGAGCUCGCCUCGUACCUGAAGCCCGGCGCCGAAGCCAGGUUCCGGCGCUUCGUGCGCCAAAGGCCUGGCUACUUUCACUACGACAGCGAACGGGACAGCGUGGGUGUGGCCAAGGAUUCGCCGAACGCGGCCGCCGAAGGAUGGCUGGCCAAGUACUUGGCGCUGCGGAUCUCGGAGGGAUGCAACGAGGUCGGCGCCGAGGCCUCCGACAGAUGCAAGUCGGCGCUCCCGACGUGUAUGGCUGCCCAUCUGAACACCAUAUACGGAGGCAGCUGGGCGCUCUUUUGUAAGACGCACUCGUCAGACUUCGCGCUCGGCGAGAGUGGUCUGGCUCUGCUGACUGUCGGCUACCACGAGAGGAGCAUAGCGUCGUGCAUCAGGGAAGAGGGCCUCGUCUCUUUUUUUAUCGAUCUUCUGCACAAGAUUGGAGCGACCGAGGGACAGCCGUGCAACGUGCACAUGCUGACAAAGUACCUCCACUUCAUGGGGAGCGGGGAAAGAAAGUUGCUGCACGAAAACUAUCGCGACAACCUGAACGUGUUCUUUCUGCUGAACCCCGCAAACUUCGCGACGACGAGAGUCGAAAGAGGCUCGGUUUUCCUCAAGAACCACGAUCCGCACUACGCUGCAGCUUUGUUUAUAAGGCAGCAGCUCCAAAUCCAGUGCGCGUCCGCGGUGUCUCUGGAAGAGCUCGCAUUGAGAGCCAAGUACUCGUCGUUACCGGUGGCACAAUUGUUCUUUGGCGUCGAUACUGCGGUAAGAAAAGUUAGGGAAAUAGUCUUGCGCUACCCUUCUUUAUUUCACAUGGAUGAAAAGGGCGAGAAGGUGCGGCUUCGAGAUGAGUACCCGCCAGAUGCCCGCUGGAACGCAGACACUGAACUGUUGGCGGUGGCCUAUUUCAUUGACAUCCUCAAAGGUAUAGAUGCCACGUCACCUUCUAGGGCCAUAUGCUUUAACUACAUCGUAUGUGCUGCUAAUGCUGCGCCUCAAAGCUGCAAGAACUACUUGGACAUUCUCUACCCUGGACUAGAGGUCAUCGGAUUGUUUCACCUGCAUCCCGGCAUUUUCGACCUGUCAUCAGUAAACCGCGUUUCUCUUAUUCAGACGACAGAGGCACCAGAGACGACGACCGCCGAGCAGUGUAGUGAGCAUCUGAUUGAAAAGCAAGCUGUCGAGUAUGCGGCCACGUUAAUUAAGCACGUUCGCCACCUGACCCCUGACCUUUUUGGCUGUUGCUUAGAAAGUCUGUCUCGCAACGUUCGUGAAUAUUGUAGGGCUCCAGUGAAAGGCCGUCUGCAGUCCAUCAUCGAAAGCGGCAGAGCAGCGUUGGCCGCGCACAGCCUGCGCACUGGCAUCACCGCGACAGCCCAGGCUUCGACACAAACCGCCAUGGAGCCCACGUCGCUGCCAUCAAUACCAGCGAAGGAAGCUACUGAGAAUAAAAAACCGACCCACCUCAGCAGUCAGAAGGCCGAAGUUGAGAAACAAAUAGAAAAUCGAGCAGCUGCUGCAGCGGCUCUUCGCAGAGAGAGUGCUGCUGAACCUUACGUCUCGGAAGCCCAAUCUGACAUUGUUCUCGUUACUAAAGCCAAUAAUAGAGCCUCUGCGACGUCUCUUGUAAAUGCAAAUAAUGCUGUUCCAUCCAACGCUCAAAAAGCUCAAAAUUGUGGAGUCGUUGGGGCGAAAGCCGCGACUCAAGCAGUCGCAACGCCUCUUCGCAAAAUGGGCGCUGCCCAGCCUAGCAGUAAAAAAUGCGAAGUUCGGGUCGCCAUCAAUUCGAAGAAAGAAACCGCUUCAGCGUCUUUUGGAAAGGCUUCACCAAGCGUCCAUGAAGCUCUGACUAACGUCAUUCUCGGCAAGAAUGGCAAGAGGAAGGCCAGAAAGCGAGCCGCUGUGGUGCUCCCUAGCAAGGUGGAUGCCACGCAGCCUAACGACCCGAAAGCUGAAGUCAAAACCGUGGCCGUAGAGCAAGCCGCCGCAGCGUCUGUUGGCGAAGCACGUGCUGCUUGCGUCAACGGGCGACAUCCAGGGUCUCUGGUUAAUUCGCCGUCGGGAGAAACCAACCCAGCAGCCGGAGCAACGAAGGAAUGUGCGCAGACAGCGUUGUCGAUUGGAACCGAUCCACCAGGUGGAGGCAGUGAGGAAAAAUUGUGGGCUGUCCUCGAGCGCCUCGCCACGUUGUCGCCGUCCGACCUCAAGCGUGAGGCCAAGAAGUCGCCGUCGAAGAACGCCGAUCAGCUAAGUGCGAGAGAGGCGACCAAAAUCACCGUCGAAGUGACCCGAAUGACCAUCUGCAAAGUGGACUGUCCCUGAAUUUGUGCCUUUAUCGGGGCAUUUACUGUACCUUAUCGCAUGUUCCGAGUUCAGUGCACCUUCUGUGCGCAUGGCAGAGAAUUAUAUAACUGUGCAACGAGUUUUAUUAAUUGGAAGCCUUAUUUGCAACAAGAUCUUACGCAUCCGCGCACUUAAUACGCAAUAAAGCACGCGCCCUGUAAGCGCACUCGUUGGUUGUCAAAUCCUU
Dermacentor silvarum is the source of this 2881-nucleotide messenger RNA. RefSeq lists its product as uncharacterized. The transcript has 2 exons. Bases 244 to 2673 code for a protein of 809 amino acids. Lineage: Eukaryota; Metazoa; Arthropoda; Arachnida; Ixodida; Ixodidae. The record is from RefSeq and is a predicted model, not a curated record.